Molecule: messenger RNA, 522 nt
Organism: Styela clava
Lineage: Eukaryota; Metazoa; Chordata; Ascidiacea; Stolidobranchia; Styelidae
Source: RefSeq, a predicted model, not a curated record
UUUUUUCUGUCUACAGCGUUAAUCACUAUGAUUUUGAUUGUUGCUUUACUUGUCCUAUCGUCCUCAUGUACAUUGAUAUCAACGACACCCAAAUUGCACAGAUGCCGCCUACCUGAAGCAAGCAGUAAGCUUGAUUUUGAAAAGUUAUCAAAAACUUCGUGGUAUUCCGGACUACAGUCAAAUGAUAUCACAGCGUCUAUGCUCUCUUGUAUCAGAUUAAGUAAUUUUACGUCUACAGAAUCUGGCUAUCGAGUCGUCGUGAAAGAACACGUAUCAGAUAAUUUCCUUGGCGGUGGACAUGACGUACAUAUGACCGACUAUAAAAAUUACAUCGCGAGUUUUGUUUGUCCACCGGGUGGAAUAUCUGACAAAGAACACCAAAUGAUUUGGGGAUUUUUUCCAAGCCCAAAUCCAACUUUGUCACAAAUUGCUGCAUACCUUAAUGUUCUUCAUCAACUCGGAAUUUCCGUCAACUUCCAUGCUUCUACAUGUUCAAACAGAGACUGGAGUCAUGAUCAUUAA